Messenger RNA from Drosophila grimshawi, 686 nucleotides. RefSeq lists its product as uncharacterized. The record is from RefSeq and is a predicted model, not a curated record. NCBI's taxonomy places the organism in Eukaryota, Metazoa, Arthropoda, Insecta, Diptera, Drosophilidae. The transcript has 2 exons. Bases 296 to 625 code for a protein of 109 amino acids.
UUUUUGAGUUCUUUCGAUUGCUGUUGAGCAACUUUAAUUGGAGCAGCAUUUGACGCUACCAAAAAACCAUCAAUCAGAGUUUGUCCAAAAAGGUGUCAUGUCGUAAAUUGAAAUCGAUUUGCAUACGAUUGACUUACUCUGCAAUUUGGCUAAGUGUGCAUCCAAAUGCGUGACAAGUUGGAGCAACUGCAACGCCUAUAAAAACCAACAGCAUAAAGAAAUCGUUGCAUAUUCAACUCGCGGAGUUAGUCAGAAGAACAGCAGCAUCAAAAGCAUUCACAAAAUCUCCCUCAAAAUGCAGCAAAUGAUCCUUCUUUUAUCACUGGCUUUGGUGGCGUCUGUGGUCGCCCAGGCGGCUGUGUUGCCCGCUCCUGUGCCCUAUACCAAUUUUCCUGUGGCGGCUCCUUUUGCUGCACCCGCUCCGUUGGCCGUUUCGAGCAGCCAGCGUCUGGAUUACUUUAACCAGUUCAAUGCCGCCUUUGCACCACCCGCUCGCUUGUUGGCCAGCCCAGCGGAUUUGGCCGGAUUUUCAACGAUUUUUGGCUUUCCAGCUGCGGCAGCUCGUUUUGGACAGCCUGCCAGAUUCAUUGCCGCAGCUCCAGCUCCCGCUCCACUCAUAUUUUAACUAAUUAGCGCCUGAACUUGCAAGCAAAUAUAUCUUAAGUAAAAUAAAAGCAAAAGUUGGU